This is a messenger RNA of Pseudoliparis swirei, 3570 nucleotides long. RefSeq names its product solute carrier family 37 member 3 (gene slc37a3). NCBI's taxonomy places the organism in Eukaryota, Metazoa, Chordata, Actinopteri, Perciformes, Liparidae. Bases 217 to 1734 code for a protein of 505 amino acids. The transcript is spliced from 14 exons. Gene Ontology annotation, molecular function: transmembrane transporter activity. Gene Ontology annotation, cellular component: endoplasmic reticulum membrane. The record is from RefSeq and is a predicted model, not a curated record. Gene Ontology annotation, biological process: transmembrane transport.
GUUGAAGCUGCAGCUGCCGGCUGUUUGUUUGCAGACAUUUGUUGUGACUUUUAAGGUGUAAUGGACCCCGGAGCUGGCGCUGUAACGUGGUGUGCUUGUCCCAUCUGGCAUAGUGGGACACUAUAGCUGGACUCCCACCUUGUCCUUUUGCUGUUCUCCCUGAAGACUUCCUCUCUCGUCCUCCACCUCCUCUUCCUCCCUCCAGCCGCCCCUGUGAUGCCUCCCUUGUGCUGUGGCUACCUGUCACAGUACACUCAUCAUCAUCUGGUUGCUUUCCUCCUCACCUUCUUUAGCUACGUGCUGCUGCACGCGUCCAGGAAGACGUUCAGCAACGUGAAAGUCAGCAUCUCGGCCCAGUGGACGCCGUCUCUCCAGAAUGGCAGCGUGUCGGCUUUCUCGCCCGGCGAGACAUGGGAGGACAAUCAUCUGUUUGCAGAUGAAAAGCAGGCCACUCUGUUCUUGGGAGCGCUGGACUCCAUCUUCCUCUUCUCCUACGCAAUGGGUCUGUACUGCAGCGGUGUGAUCGGGGACCGAGUGAACCUGCGCUACGUGCUCUGCUUCGGCCUGUGUGGCUCUGCUACCGUGGAGUUCAUGUUUGGCACGCUCACCGAGUGGCUCCAAAUCUACAACGUCUACCUGUACUGUGCCCUGUGGGUGGUGAACGGCCUCCUGCAGUCGGCCGUCUGGCCCUGCGUUGUGGCCGUCAUGGGCAACUGGUUCGGCAAGACGGGCCGUGGCUUUGUGUUUGGCCUCUGGAGUGCUUGUGCCUCUGUAGGCAACAUCCUGGGUGCCUUCCUGGCCUCUAGCGUGCUCAAGUAUGGCUACGAGUAUGCCUUCCUGGUGACAUCAGUGGCCCAGUUUGCCGGUGGGGUGGUGGUGUUCUUCGGCCUGAUUACCUCUCCAAAGGAAGUCGGUUUAGACUCUGACUCGGAGACCGGUCUGAGUGCGCUGGAGGACUCAGACAGCCACCGGCCUUUGAUAAGUGACGAGGAGGAGGAGGAUGAAGGGGCGGCGGCGGCGGGGCCCGGCAGGCGACGCCAGCCGGUUCCGCAGCAGGACGAGCCGACCGUGGAAGAGACGCCUCGCGCCGUCGGCUUCUGCCGCGCUUUCUGUCUGCCCGGCGUGCUCCCCUAUUCCCUGGCGUACGCGUGUCUGAAGCUGGUCAACUACUCCUUCUUCUUCUGGCUUCCUUUCUACCUGAGCAACAACUUUGGCUGGAAGGAGGCCGAGGCCGACCGCCUGUCUGUGUGGUACGACGUCGGAGGGAUCGUCGGAGGGACCGUUCAGGGUUUGAUCUCCGACUUCAUGGGAAAGAGAGCCCCGGUGUUGGUCGUUACCCUCUUGCUGGCGAUGGGAGCCCUAAUGGGCUACAGCAAAUCGCCUAACGACCAGGUGAUAAACGGCGCGCUGUUAGCCGCCACUGGCUUCUGCAUCGGCGGCCCUUCGAACAUGAUCAGCUCGGCCAUAUCCGCUGACCUCGGCAGACAGGAGGCUCUGCGCGGCAGCCAGGAGGCCUUGGCUACCGUCACUGGCAUCGUGGACGGCACCGGAAGUAUAGGAGCUGCUUUUGGACAGUACCUGGUGUCCCUGAUUGAGAGCAAGAUGGGCUGGACGUAUGUCUUCUACUUCUUCAUUGUCAUGACAGGGGGCAGCAUCGUGUUCAUCUCGCCGCUGCUCUACAACGAGGUGCGGGCCAUGUGGAGAGACAGACAAGCGCUGCGACGCCAGCUGUGAAAGCGGGAAACACCUGCCAGCCAGAAGCUUCCUCCUCUCGUCCGUGGCGAGACGGGAGGGCUGAACACAAACUUCUGCUUCCGGCUGGGUUUCGGCAGGUGGGAGGAGUCUCCGGGUGCCGUUUCUCGCUGCCACGACGGUUACGGUGGCCUGGAGUCGCCAGUGUUUGUCUAUUACCGCCCGUGUGAGCAGGCGGAGCCUCUGAGCUUAUCCACUCACUGAAAGCCUAAAAAUGUAAAUGCACACUUGGGUUCCACACUUUUAGUGUGACUUCAAGGUUUUAGAGGUAGCGUUGAAGUGCCUGUUUUUUCGAAAAAAAAGGCUUUUUAAAGGGAGCAGUCCACUCUUUGAAUUCUGGCCUUGUGGGGCCAUCAUAGAAUGUACUACUGUAUAUAUUUAAUGAUUUGAAACUGAUGUAAAAAAAACUUUUUUUAAAUGUCGAUGCUCCUGGGUCACGUUGAAUGAAGUUUGACCUUUUUUUUAUUUUUUUAUUAAAUCGCGGGUUCUUAUCUUAUAGAGCAGGCCCUCUGUGAUAAAUUGGGGGGUGAGAAUGUGAAAUAAUAAUCGCAAUGUAGAGACGUGUUGUCAGCUUUUGUAGAUAUGUAUGAUAUUUGUGUCGCUCGUGGUCGGGAUCAUGAGCGUUGCACUGUAGUGUGGUAAUUAGGGCAAAGUCUUAAAUGAUUUCAGCUGGGAUUUUUUGGGGAACUUUCUCAUCACAGCCACUUGAUUUCUCUUGUUUACAAUUUGAAGCAAUCGGGGUUAGAAACUAUAUUGUAUAUAUACGGAGACUAUUACACUUGAUUCUGUCACAGAUUGAUAUGUUUUAUGCUCAUUCCUUUUUCGAGUGUCUUAAGUCACGAGUGAAACCCUCACGAGGUGAGAAGAAGCUACCAUGGUCUGAUUUCACACAGAGUUCAUCGUGUAGCUUCCCUAUUGCACAUUGAAGUGUAACAUACAUACUGACAUGUUUCGCCUGUUUGGAGCAGAAGUUGCACAUUUGUUUGGGGAACUUGACGUCAAAUCUGUUUCUGAACUUUUUUUAUUUAUUUGGAUUAUGUUUUAAAGGCCAAAGGAAACUAACAUACUUUUACACUAUAUAAAUACCUUAUUGGGGUGGAAAUACUAUCCUAUAACACCAGCCAUGUGCUAGCUUUAUAUUUGGGCGUUCUGUCUACUUCAUGAGACGAUGUGGUCAGUAACCAGACAACAAUUCUGGGAGGAUUCUUGGUUAGAGACUGCGAGUCGGGAUUUUCCAGACACAACGAGCAGUUCGCUCAGUUGCAUGGAGACCAUUUCUAGUGCUUUUAACAUCUGUAGCAUCUGGGCAUUUUGGUGUCGUCCUCAUCCCUGUAUUGAGGCGUGUUCCUGAUGCUAAAACAAGAGCAGUGGAGCUGAGAAGUGACACCUGCAUUUCUGAUGUCUGAGCUCACCAAGUGUAAUAUAAUAUACAUUUAAAUGUGGAAUUUGUAACAGUAUGUCUGGUCUGUUUAUAUUUUCAUUCAUGUGUACUUUUUCAGUUUUAAUGUAAAUUCGGAUUUUUUUUUAAAAUAGGUGCAAAAAUGUUGUCUACAGAAUAUUUGAGAUAAGACGGUAAUGUUAUAGAUUACAUUCUUGUUUUUAAAUUGUGUUGGUUAAGUAUCUGGUGUUUACUUACUGAACUUUGUAUUAUACCUUCUAAGUUGCAUGAACACUGUUGCGAAAUGCUUGACUUUGUGGGCAGUUACAUUUCCACCACCAGGGGGUGCUAUAAAUCAAUAAGAAAGUUAUCUGCCUCUCGAGCCAUCAGUGUUUAAACUAACUUUAAAAAAAGAGUGGGAAUAAAACUUCAGACCAACA